Paramecium sonneborni is the source of this 1579-nucleotide messenger RNA. The record is from the annotation of a GenBank genome assembly. Lineage: Eukaryota; Ciliophora; Oligohymenophorea; Peniculida; Parameciidae.
AAUAUAUUAUGUAUUCAAUUUUCAAUGCAUUACAAUAUAUGCAUAAUAAUAAUAUUGCUCAUAGAGAUCUUAAAUUAGAAAAUAUCUUGGUAAAUCAAGAUUUAAGUCUCCUCAAAGUUAGUGAUUUUGGUUUAAGUACAGGAUAGGCAUCUUUAAUGACCAAAUAAUGUGGAACUCUUAUUUAUAUGGCUCCUGAAUAAUUAAAUAAUAAGAUAUAUAAUAAAGCUAUUGAUAUCUGGGCUGCUGGUGUCAUCAUGUAUCAACUUAUUGUUGGAUAACAUCCAUAUUAUUAAAAAGGUUGUAAUUUAGCAAAAGCCCAAUUAAAUAUGCAUGAAUUAUGUAAACCGUAUCUUAAUGAGUAAAUUUUACAUUUUUAAUCUAGAGUAUUCAAUUUAGUCUAUUUCGAAGAUUGACUGAAAUUAAUCCCACUAAAAGAUAUAGUGCUACUCAAGCUCUAUUACAUCCUUGGUUUAAUUAUGGUAAUGAUGAACCUUUAAAUAUGGAAGAACAAUUUCAAUAAUGGAAACAAUCAUUAAAAUUAUACAAAAUAAUUCUUGCAUUAAUGCUACUCAACAAACUAGGAUACAAAAAACAUUUAGUUAAUAAAUAAUUUUAUGAUUAAAUUUCUAUGUAGAUCAAAUAAAAUUAAAAGUUAGAUUUCUUAGGAAAUUAUGAUUAAUUAUUUGCAGACUAUUAGUAAUCUUUAAAUGAAGAUUAAAAAACUAAAAUCUCAUCUGUAUUUAAUAAGAUGGAAUAAACUAUUCGCAAUGAUUUACAUACAACAAUAGAAUCUACAAAAUAAUCACAUUCAACUAUUCUUUAAUCUUCCAAAUUUUUAAUACCUUUCUCAAAUAAAUCACCAAUUAAAGUUUUUAAUAUUAAUUCAUAAAAUCAAACACCCAUUGUCAUUGAAGAUAUUGAGUAAGAAUAAAUGAUGAAAUUAUCAAUUAAGAAUAAAGAUAUUCCAGAAAAAUAAUUUAUUCGAUAACAAUUCCUGAUAUAAUCUACUAAAUUAAACAAUCCUUCUGAUGAUGAUUAAUAAUUAAUAUAAGAUAAUUAAAUACUAAAUUAAUAAAUUGUAGAUAAUUAAUUUGAUAAAUCAAUUACUUCAAGUCCUACUAAAUCUCCUUAAAUAAUAAAGAAAAAAAGAGUUAAAAAAGUAUAAAUUAAAUAAUAUCUAAAUGAGGAUAUUAUUUAAAGUAAUUAUUCAAAAAUACCAAAUACAAUCUAAAAAUAAGAGUAAUAUAAUAAUUUCAGAUAAUAGUCUCCAUCUCCAAUUAAUAAAUUUAAAAUAUAGCUUAAACCCUUAAAUCAUAUCCCAACGAUGACUAGUUCUUAAAAAAAUGAUGCAAAUUUACCAUUACGCCCACGAAAUUAAAAGUUAAUUGUAGAUCGAGAAUUCUAUGCUCCUCCAAUUUUAGAUUUAAGCAAUCUAGCUUUGGAAUGUAUAAGUCCUAAACAUCGUAAAACUCGAGCUAUUAGUUUAAAUAAUUAAAAAAGAACUUAUGUAAAUGAACUUCUCUCUUUAGGAGUUUUAGGGAUUAUUGGAAAUAAUUAUGAUUCCUUUAAUAUAAAAUGA